AAACAUGGCUGAAAAACAAACCAAAGAUAGGGAGGCAAUGCAAAUGAUGUGAGACGAAAUAGGGCAAGUCAAAGAGCAACGAGAAGCAAUGCAACGGAUGCUAGAAGACAUGGGGAGGAUGCAAGCAUCUCUAUCGCAGCAAUUUGCUGCUUUUAGUGCCUACAGGAUGCGCCCGCCUAGUGCUAUCCCAUCAUUGCCUCACAAUGGGCAAGCAUGUCCUCUUGUAGGGACAUCAUUCCCUAUUGUUAGGCCAUCGUUUCAUGCUAGUGGGCCAUCAUUUCCUCAUGCAAUGCCAAUGCAAAUGCUAAUAGAACCUGCAUUCCCCAUGGGCCAAAUGGGGAGACAAUCAGGAUUUCCAAGUACAUCUUUAGCCAAUCCCCCACAAGAUAAUUAUGGUUACCAACCGAGAUUUGAUGCAGAUUACCAAGGUCCAUUUGGGCCUGAAUGAUCAGUGUGCAUGAGGUUGUGAACGCAAAACUUGGCAUGUUCUUGAUACUUGAGAAAUACUUUUAGUUUUUGGAAGGGUGAUUUGAACUUGUUAGGACAUGGGUGUAUAUGUCAAUUGGAAUUGAAUGGUUUAUUUUUUAUAUUAACUGUAUUAUUAUGACUUGCAAGUUUAGAAUAUGUAAAAGGUCAUAUUAAAUGUUGCAAGUGAUA
Messenger RNA from Rubroshorea leprosula, 657 nucleotides. Lineage: Eukaryota; Viridiplantae; Streptophyta; Magnoliopsida; Malvales; Dipterocarpaceae. The record is from the annotation of a GenBank genome assembly.